CACCGAUCUCAAUCUCUCCGCAAUGACAUUAACUUCCGUCACCAAGUCGAAUAUUCCGAGCCCCGCUCGGCGGUCAGCCUGCGAUUGUUGUCGUCUAGGACAAAGAAAGUCAAGGUGUGACGGUGGAAAGCCUUCAUGUCGAAGAUGCUCUGGUUUAGGUCUUGACUGUCACUACUCGGUCAAGAAGCAAAUGGGCAGACCUGCAAAACGUCGACAAGCUUUGGCGGCAGCGCUCCCUAGUCCAGCUGUUCAAGAUGACACGCCCUUCCUGUCCCUCUUAUCACCUCAAUCAAUGAUUGAAACGCUCAGUCAGGUUGACGUGAAUGUCUGUGUAGAUCCAAGUCUCAUGCCUGACCUGAGCUCUGAGAUACUUAGCGGACUUCAACUUGAGUUGGGAAAAGGCACCGACUGCUCAUGUCCAACAUCAGACGUCUUAUCAGGCUCCGGUGCCGCUCCGGCCCUCGACCCCCCAGCUUCAAAUUCUGCCUCGGUAGCCACGUUGUUGCCCAUAUCGCAAACAUCGUCACGGUCAUGUUCUUGUCUGGCAACUUUCUAUCUCACAGUAGAUGAUCUCUGCAAAAACGAAAGACUCUCCUUUCCGUCAGGUCUUCCUUUUCUUCGCAAAACGAUCUCAACAGCCAGUCAAAUCGCUCAUUGUCAGAUCUGUCCAACCAGCCACCUCUCUGCCAUGCAGAAUAUCCAACUUCUGGGAACUCUCCUCAUGUCAGUGGGCCAGCAGUACGGCGUCAUUCUGGAGUCCAUAGACAAAGAGGCCAAGGCAUCCAUGGAGAAAAAUGAAAUGAAACGUCUGCAGUUCAGCGAAGUCGGGGUUGAGUAUUCUGCAGAGGCUCCAAGUUAUAACCUGGAAUUAGAUCCUGCAGCAUGGGCGGAUUUGGCUAAAAAGGCUGUUAAGGCUGAGGUUUACGGAAACGGGAGAGAAGAAGAGUGUUUGUGGAGUGUUUUGAACUAUCUCGAAAAACGGCAGUCCCAGUGGCAUGCCGUGCCGCCCCAUCGAGAUUGUCCUCAUCAGUACCAGCAGUCUGAUGAGGAGCCAUUUUGCAUAAAGAUACUUCACAAGGCUAAAGAGUCAAUAGAGGCUCUUAAGUGGAAGUGUCGUGAGAUCUAUGGUCCGGGAAGACAUGAUGUUGGUACGAUUUCCCUUCUGUGA
Molecule: messenger RNA, 1168 nt
Organism: Fusarium oxysporum Fo47
Lineage: Eukaryota; Fungi; Ascomycota; Sordariomycetes; Hypocreales; Nectriaceae
Product: Zn(II)2Cys6 transcription factor domain-containing protein
Exons: 2
Coding region: 23-1168 (381 amino acids)
Biological process (GO): regulation of DNA-templated transcription
Molecular function (GO): zinc ion binding; DNA-binding transcription factor activity, RNA polymerase II-specific
Source: RefSeq, a predicted model, not a curated record